Messenger RNA from Tetranychus urticae (two-spotted spider mite), 2502 nucleotides. Its product is annotated as ATP-binding cassette sub-family F member 3. Gene Ontology annotation, molecular function: ATP binding; ATP hydrolysis activity. Lineage: Eukaryota; Metazoa; Arthropoda; Arachnida; Trombidiformes; Tetranychidae. The record is from RefSeq and is a predicted model, not a curated record.
CGCAACUUUCAAGCCACAUCUGUGUGAGUAGCAUGAGAGAUGUUCUCAAGCUGAUGGUUUGUUUUCCGUUUAAAAACCUUAAUUUCAAGUGAUUUGAUUUUGAAUUUUUUAAAUUAAUUAUCGUGUACCUAGUCUACAUUCAUCUAUAUUCUUUGAGUUUAAUUUUAAAUGAAGUGAUUGUGUUAUCUUUUUGCAAUCAGAAUCAUCUGGUUUAUUCCUUGCCAUCUAGAUACCGUCAACACUUUCUGGUGGUGCAAAAUGUCAAAAACUGAAGACAUUAUUAAUCUUAAUUUUCCUUUGAUUGACGAAGAUGUCUCUAGCUAUAUAUUCAAUGUCCUGAAAGAGGGCAAAAAUGAGUUUCAUGAUCGAGAAGAUAUAUUCGAAUGCCUUGGAGAGGUUUUCAUGGAUGUUACAAAUGGUGUCAAGAAGGAGGAUGAGAUUAAAGAUAUCUGCGACCAAUUGCUCCAAUCUUUGCACAUAGGAGAAGAAAAGUCUAAAAAGACAUCAAAUGGUACUGGCCCUGAUGGUCACCGUGCUCUUCCCAAAUCAAUCCUUUUAGGUGAAAUGCUUUCCAAUAUGACUGGUAAUCUUGAGGAGUAUAAAAGCAUUUGGUGUCCUCAAAGAGAGUUACCUUCUCAAGUUGAUCAGAAAAAAUUGGAAAAGGCUGAGGCUAAAAUAAAGACUAAACAGGAAAGAAGAGAUGCUGCAGAAGGAACUACUACUAUUGGAAUAGUAGUUCCUGGACUUCAAACUAAUAAAGAAGCAUCUGCUAAUCAAAUGAUAAAUAGGAGAGAUGUCAAAAUUGAUGAAACUGGUCGGUGUAAGGAUAUCAGAAUCGAAAAUUUUGAUAUUUCUUUCGGUAAUAAACUACUUCUGUCUGGAGCUGAUUUGAUUCUUAGUUAUGGACGACGAUAUGGCUUAGUUGGUCGCAAUGGUAUCGGUAAAUCUACAUUACUUAAAAUGAUUUCAAAUGGUUCCUUAAUUAUUCCAAAACACAUAAGUGUCUUACAUGUUGAACAAGAAGUUGUUGGAAAUGAAACUUCGGCUCUUGACGCUGUUUUAGAAUGUGAUUUAGCUCGUGCUUCAUUAUUAGCUGAAGAAAAACGUUUGCUUGCCAUUAAAGAUGGCAGUGAGGAUGUCAAUGCUAAAUUGGAAAAAGUUUAUGCUGAUUUGAAUGCUACUGAAGCUGAUAAAGCACCAGCUAGAGCGGCUUCCAUUUUAGCCGGUCUUGGUUUUACUGAAACCAUGCAACGAAAAGCCACAAAAGAAUUUUCUGGUGGAUGGAGAAUGAGGAUUGCUUUAGCUCGAGCUUUGUUCAGUAAACCUGAUCUAUUACUUCUUGACGAACCUACUAACAUGUUAGAUAUGAAAGCCAUUAUAUGGUUAGAAAAUUAUUUGAUAAAAAGCUGGACAUCAACACUCUUGGUUGUCUCUCACGAUCGUCAAUUCCUUAACAGUGUUCCAACCAACGUAUUAUAUUUUCAUAAUCAAAGAAUUGACCCAUACGCCGGUAAUUACGAUAAUUUUGUUAAAGUAAAACGUGAAAAGAUGAAAAACCAAGAAAGAGAAUACGAAUCUCAGAUGGAUUUCCGUAAACAUACUCAAGAAUUUAUUGACAAGUUCAGAUACAAUGCUAAAAGAGCAAGUUUAGUUCAAAGUAAAAUCAAGAUGUUAGAAAAAUUACCCAUUCUUAAACCUGUUGAAAAGGAAGAGAAAGUCGUCCUCAAAUUUCCAGAAUGCGAACCUCUUUCCGGAGCACCAAUCCUUCAAUUGGAUGAAGUCAGUUUUGGAUGGGGUGAUGGUGAAGAUGUUCUUCAUAAGAUUUCACUCAAUGCUAAUCUUCAAUCUCGUAUCUGUAUUGUGGGUGACAAUGGCUCUGGUAAAACAACUCUGCUUAAACUAUUGAUUGGCGAUAUUUCUCCAAGAUCAGGAGAACGUAAAGCGCACAGAAAUCUGAAAAUUGGUUAUUUCAGUCAACAUCAUAUUGACCAAUUAACCAUGGGACAAUGUUCAAUUGAAUUUUUGGCUUCCAAAUUUCCUGGAAAACCUAUUGAACAAUAUCGCAGUUAUUUGGGUAAAUUUGGAGUCUCUGGUGAUCUUGGACUACAACCCAUUGAAAGUUUAUCGGGAGGACAAAAAUCCCGCGUUGCUUUUGCUGUUAUGGCUUUAGCUAAUCCUCAGCUUAUAAUUCUUGACGAACCGACCAAUCAUUUGGAUGUGGAAACAGUUGAAGCUCUUGGAGAUGCAAUUAACAAAUACAACGGAGGAGUUAUGUUAGUUUCCCACGACGAAACUCUUAUACAAAUGGUUUGCAAAGAGUUAUGGCUUGUCAAAAAUAAGAAAGUUCUCUCACUCGAAGGUGGAUUCGAAGAGUAUCGACUUUUAAUUGAAAAAGAAUUAGAGGAUGUUAAAUAAUCAUGCAUGGAAAAAUUAUGUUUAUAUUGAUUUAUUUAUUAUCACACGAUCCUAUUGAUAAAUUAAACAUUUUAUCCUGAUCCAAUA